UUUCAGGUAGACUACUAAAAUAGCUACAUGGUGAUAUGCCACGUCACUAACAACCAAAGGCUCUAAACUAUCUCACUUUCACUUGAAUCUUUUUGAAUCGCUGGCAAUUCUGCUUUCUCAGUCAACACUGGCGCUAACGUUAACGUUACACUUAGGUACGUUACAAGAUCGUCUCUACAGUAUAUUAACCAGAUGAUGACAAACUAUGAUUCACAGACAGGAACCAGCCUCCUCCUCUUCUGUUGUUUUCUCUUUGCCAGAAGCCGAGUCCGGAGGAAUGUUAGCAGUUAACAGUUAGCUCUUCAGGCACCAGCUGAAGGAUUAUUCACUUGUUAACGUGAUUAUUUGUUUUACGGUUGUCCUGUUAAAAGAAUGAAUCUACUACCGUCCAAUCCUCACGGGAACGGGCUCAUUUAUGCUGGAUUUAACCAGGAUCAUGGAUGCUUUGCCUGUGGAAUGGAGAAUGGAUUCCGUGUGUACAACACAGAUCCUCUUAAGGAGAAGGAGAAACAAGAGUUCCUGGAGGGCGGGGUCGGCCAUGUGGAGAUGCUGUUCAGGUGCAACUAUUUAGCACUAGUGGGAGGAGGAAAGAAGCCAAAGUACCCGACCAACAAAGUGAUGAUCUGGGAUGACCUGAAGAAGAAGACUGUUAUUGAGAUUGAGUUCUCAACAGAAGUCAAAGCAGUGAAGCUUCGGCGUGACAGGAUUGUGGUGGUCCUGGACUCAAUGAUCAAAGUCUUCACCUUUACCCACAAUCCCCAUCAGCUGCAUGUGUUUGAGACCUGCUAUAACCCCAAAGGUCUGUGUGUGCUGUGUCCCAACAGCAACAACUCCCUUUUGGCGUUCCCUGGCACUCAUUCAGGCCAUGUGCAGAUAGUGGAUCUGGCCAACACGGAGAAGCCCCCAGUGGAUAUCCCCGCCCACGAGGGGGCGCUGUGCUGCAUCGCUCUGAAUCUGCAGGGCACCAGAAUAGCUACUGCGUCAGAGAAGGGGACUCUAAUUAGAAUUUUCGACACAUCUGCGGGUCAGCUCAUACAGGAGCUUAGACGAGGCUCUCAGACUGCCAAUAUUUAUUGCAUUAAUUUCAACCAGGAUGCGUCCCUCAUCUGCGUGUCCAGCGACCAUGGCACAGUGCACAUCUUUGCUGCAGAGGACCCCAAAAGGAACAAACAGUCAAGCUUGGCAUCAGCCAGCUUUCUUCCCAAAUACUUCAGCUCCAAGUGGAGCUUCUCCAAGUUCCAGGUCCCCUCAGGCUCUCCCUGUGUGUGUGCCUUUGGAACAGAGCCCAACGCUGUCAUAGCCAUUUGUGCUGACGGCAGCUACUACAAGUUCCUGUUCAACCAGAAAGGGGAGUGUGCCAGAGAUGUGUACGCCCAGUUCCUGGAGAUGACCGACGAGAAAAUAUGACCUUUGACCACACACCCCCCCCCCCUCCUCUGGAAACUUGCUAUGACACAGCCUGGUUUGUUGUUUCUUUACUUUUUUUUUCUUUUGGAGGAGAUCUCCCAGGCUGCACUUCUCCUUAUCUUGACGGACUCUUGUAAGAGAGCAUCAGAAGAAGGGAGGACAAAGAAAGAGAAGCACAGACUGGGCGCGGGGGGGGGGACCCCUUACAGCCAAGAGGAACGGACGGAAGCACCAAAGGGGACACCGACGUUUGUGUGUCACAGACUCCUUAGGACUGUCUCUGGACAGAGGGACUCCCAAACCAAACAAAAGCGAAAAGAGAGGAAGUUAUUUUUCUGAAUGGACAACAUGCCGCUUUUUAAGACGUCUUCCGAGGAAUUUACAAAAGGACGGUUAUUUUUAAUCACAGAUGAUUGUGAUAGUUAGACGGAUUGAAAACUAUUGAGAUUUUUGUCAACUAACACCACCUUACCUAACUAUAGGGAGUGCCUCGAGACUGGAGAGAAUCUGUAUGUGUGCACAUAUUGUUGUUGUCAUAUAUACAUGUGUGUGUUGUGUAUAUACCAAUGUACCAUAUUAGGUGUCCGCAGAGCAGAAUCCGAAUGAGGUGACAUGAAACCGUUUCUUAUAGUCACUGUAUAAACGCACCACGCCAGACCUAACUUCUAACUACGUACAGCUGUACAGAAUAGUAGCAGAAAAAAUGUCAUUUAUUUUUGUUUCCCUCACUACUUUUUUUCAUACAUUGUGCAAUAUGUUUUUUGUUAAGAGCUUGCGAAGUUGAGCGUUUGUCUCUACCUGACCACGAAAGCUUAAAGAAAUAGUUAACAUGUAUUGGGAAAUAGUUACGCAUUAGCUUUCUUGCCAAGAGUUGCGAGAAGAUAUAAAGCCGGUUAUCUUAGCUUAGCAUAAAGCCUGGAAGCAGCUAGUCUGCCUCUACUAAUUAAAACUUAUCUUCUUUAAUCCUUACAAAAACUGAAACAUAAAGCUGUGCUUCUACAGGGGUUAUGUGCCCGACAUAUAUAUAUAUAUUUUUUUUUAGUAGGGAGCAGUGACUUCUCAAAGUUGUCGUUUUUACACUUUUUGUUUUUUUUGUUCAGAUUAAACGAAAGAUCGGUGUUAAUUGGACAGAGCCAGGCCAACUCUUUCCCCAGGUUUCCAUCUCCAUGCUAAGCUAAGCUGCUGCUAGCUUUAGCUUCAUAUUUAAAAUAAAGUGGUAUCGAUCUUCUCAUCUAACUUCUGUAUUUUCCGCAAUGUUGAACUAGGUCUCUGAGUUUGUUUCUGCUUGAGAGCUAAACACACGCACGGUUUCCACCUUAAAUCACAAAAAGCUAAUGGAUUGGAUGAGAUUCAGCAGCCUAGAUCAACUGUAAAAAUGUGAAUAUUUAGAACCUGGUUCAAAACUGCACUUCAUGUUUUUAAUGUUAACCCAUUAUUAAAUCCAAAGUCUCCUGAAGGAUGAUUGGUUUUGGUUGGCAAGUGUGGCUCUCCUCUCCCAGCUGUAUGCUCCCCUUCUUAUCCUGACAACACGUGUCUGCCUUGUCGGUGUAUCUCCGUGAACUGCUUCACCAUGCCCCUCGGGGCAUCCAUCCAUUCCAGGGUUUCCCCCAGAAAAGUUGUUAAGCCCGGUGGCAAGUGUCUUUAUUUUCGACGAGGGCCCGGCUGGGGCCAGUCCCAGACUGAUUUUAAGCAUUAAUGUAGAGCCCAAUAGUUUCAGUGAUAACAAAUAAUGGACGGAAUUGCAAAACUGCAAAUUUAAAAAAAGCUACAGGGCCCUACGCAUUAAGUCAGUUCUAAAAGUUGACUGGAGAUUUAAAAAAUAUGACCAUGUCUUAAGUUUGCAAACGAGCCGCCCCACUGUAACUGUAGUUUAAUAAACAUCUUAAAAUACAUUAAAAAAAAUAAUUCCCAGUUUGGGCAACUUAGGCCCGGUGGGCCACCAGGCUUGCAAUACACUGGGGGAAACCCUGGAUUCUGCUAAUGCUAAUCAGGGACUCUGAAGUGCUUCGUCAAACCCCGUGGCCAUAACCAGGAGAUGUGUUCAGUGUGGAUCCACCACAGCGGAAAAUGUUAAAGUGGAACUGUGUUAAUGUUUAAUGGAAUAGUUCUUUCUUUUAAUUUGUCCUGUCGAUUGACAGCAUUUGUCAUUUCCAAAACACAUUUUAAUCUGUGUGGCUUUCUGCAUCAGAUUGUACGACGGCAGGUGUCACUCUGUUGAACAUGCACAGCACUUGGCGGUCACUGACCCGUGGGGACGCUGCACAAACUGAAACACCAACUUGUGUCUGACGCACUUGGAAUGAUUGUAAAACCUGCAUUUAAAUUUGUGAAUAAAAUUUAACAUCUGCUUUUACAGUUAAA
Messenger RNA from Perca flavescens (yellow perch), 3768 nucleotides. RefSeq names its product WD repeat domain 45B (gene wdr45b). The record is from RefSeq and is a predicted model, not a curated record. Bases 373 to 1407 code for a protein of 344 amino acids. The transcript is spliced from 11 exons. NCBI's taxonomy places the organism in Eukaryota, Metazoa, Chordata, Actinopteri, Perciformes, Percidae. Gene Ontology annotation, molecular function: protein binding.